AUGGGAGUUGGGAAAUCAUGUUUGCUUCAUCAAUUUACAGAAAAAAAGUUUAUGGCAGACUGCCCACACACAAUUGGUGUAGAAUUUGGUACAAGGAUAAUUGAAGUUGCUGGACAAAAAAUUAAACUGCAAAUUUGGGAUACAGCUGGGCAAGAAAGGUUUAGAGCAGUUACACGAUCUUACUAUAGAGGUGCUGCUGGUGCUCUUAUGGUUUAUGAUAUCACCAGAAGAUCUACAUAUAAUCAUCUGAGCAGUUGGCUUACAGAUACACGUAACUUGACAAAUCCAAGCACUGUGAUAUUCCUUAUUGGAAAUAAAUCUGACUUAGAUGGACAGAGAGAUGUAACAUAUGAAGAAGCUAAACAAUUUGCAGAUGAAAAUGGCCUUAUGUUUGUCGAAGCAAGUGCUAAAACGGGACAAAACGUCGAAGAGGCAUUCCUCGAGACUGCAAAGAAAAUAUAUCAGAGUAUUCAAGACGGACGCCUGGACUUGAACGCUGCGGAGUCCGGGGUUCAACACAAGCCGGCAUCGCCCGGCCGCCCACUAGCGGCACCUCCGGCCGCACGCGAUAACUGCGCCUGC
This is a messenger RNA of Iphiclides podalirius (scarce swallowtail), 582 nucleotides long. The record is from the annotation of a GenBank genome assembly. Lineage: Eukaryota; Metazoa; Arthropoda; Insecta; Lepidoptera; Papilionidae.